Molecule: messenger RNA, 2016 nt
Organism: Callithrix jacchus (white-tufted-ear marmoset)
Lineage: Eukaryota; Metazoa; Chordata; Mammalia; Primates; Cebidae
Gene: IFIT1B
Product: interferon induced protein with tetratricopeptide repeats 1B
Biological process (GO): defense response to virus
Cellular component (GO): cytosol
Molecular function (GO): protein binding; RNA binding
Source: RefSeq, a predicted model, not a curated record
AUGGCAAAUGUCUAUGAGGAACCCCCUCCAGCAGAAAGGUCAGGAGCAGUAACCGGAGCAGUAACUCAGUUUGCUGGAGCAGUAAUUCAGAAUUUCCCUGACAAGAAAGAGAAGGGCUGCCCCAGACAUCUGGGAGCUGGUCUGGUGCUCUGUAGCAUUGAAGAAUCUGAUGGAAAGCUCAUUGAAGACAGCUUGAUUCAGCUGAGAUGUCACUUUACAUGGAAGUUGUUAAUUGAAACCCCUGAAAUUCCUAAUUUAGAAAACAAGAUCUUGGAAGAGAUUCAGUUCCUGGACACCAAAUACAACGUGGGAAUACACAACCUACUACCCUAUGUGAAACACCUGAAAGGCCAGGAUGAGGAAGCCCUGAAGAGCUUGAAAGAAGCUGAAGACUUAACCCAGAAAGAACAUACUAACCAAGAAGAUGUGAGAAGUCUGGUGACCUGGGGCAAUUUUUCCUGGGUGUAUUACCACAUGGGCAAACUGGCAGAAGGCCAGACUUACCUGGACAAGGUGGAGAACACAUGCAAGAAGUUUGCAAAUCCUUCCCGCUAUAGAAUGGAGUGUCCAGAGAUAGACUGUGAGGAAGGAUGGGCCUUGCUGAAGUGUGGAGGAAAGAAUCGAUAUGAAUGGGCCAAGGCCUGCUUUAAAAAGGCUCUUGAAGUGGACCCUGAAAACUCUGAAUUCUGUACUGGGUAUGCAAUCACUGUCCAUCACCUGGAUGGCUUUAACACAGCAACAGAAAGCAAUGAGGCAUUUUCUCUGCACAGUCAGAUAAAUCCAGAUGAUGUUAAGGUUCUCCUUGCCCUGAAGCUUCAAGAUAAAUGACAGGAAGCUGAAGGAGAAAAGUACAUUGAAGAAGCUCUGACCAGUAUGUCUUCAUAGACCUAUGUCUUUUGAUAGGCAGCCAAGUUUUACUGAAGAAAAGGCUCUGUGGAUAAAGCUCUUCAGCUCUUAAAAAUGGCCUUGCAGGCAACACCCACUUCUGCCUUGCUGCAUCACCAAAUGGGGCUUUGCUACAAGGCACAAAUGACCCAAAUCAAGGAAGCUACAAACAGGCAGCCUAGAGGGCAAGAUAGGGAAAAUGUGGACAAAUUGGUUCGAUUGGCUAUAUGCAAAUUUGAAAAGACUAUAAUGUUAAAGCCCACAUUUGAGUUGAGCUAUGUUGACCUGGCUGAAAUGUAUGCAGAAAUGAGCCACCACAGAAAGGCUGAGGACAUUUUUCAGAAAGUGUUAUGCAUGAAGAUCAUUGACGAUCACAAAAAGCAAGAGAUUCAUUACCACUACGGCUCUUUCCAAGAACAUCAUGGGAAAUCUAAAGCAAUCAUCCAUUAUUUAAAAGGUUUGAAAACAGAAAAAAGGUCCUAUUCCAGGGAAAAUCUUCUCAAUGCUUUAGAGAAAUUGGCUAAGAGACAUAUUCACCAGAAUGUACAGGUUGUGGAAAGUUUCAGUCUCACUGGAUUCAUCCACAAAUUGAAGGGAGAAGUAAGUGACACCUUGCUGUGCUCUGUGAGGGCUCUGAGGCUGACUGCUGACCUGAACCCUAUGUUUUGACUAGAAGUCACCAUUACCCAUUUGAUGGUCUUAUAACUACAUAGAAUAACUAUGAAGUUAAAUAAUGCAAACUGAAACUUAAAGCCCUUGGAACUUUCCAUUACUUCGAGCCUUGAGAGGAAUGUAGCUGUGUGGCCUCAGUUAUGCAACUGCAACUUCUGCUUUUUCCCAUAAAUGAUCAGGAAAGGCCUUGUGGCACCAGACAGAAGAUGCCCUGAGAGCAUCAUCCCUCCCAAUGGAAUGGUAAAGCAAUCUUUCCUGGAAUGUAACAAACAGUAACAAAUCCAAUUGCUACAAUGUAUGUACCCACCUUAGAUGGAAAAUGCUGCCUCCCUGUUUACUGCCUGUAUAAGUGAAAACUUAACUUCCCCACUUUGAAAGCUGACCCCAAAUAUUAGUUGUCUAUGUUUCCUGAGUGGUUACCCACAAGCUUUGGGCUCAAACAGUCUAUACUUAGUCAUA